Salmo salar (Atlantic salmon) is the source of this 3410-nucleotide messenger RNA. The record is from RefSeq and is a predicted model, not a curated record. NCBI's taxonomy places the organism in Eukaryota, Metazoa, Chordata, Actinopteri, Salmoniformes, Salmonidae.
GGGGAUUGGUGAAUCAACCGUGUCUACGUUCGUCCCUGUAAAGUGACCACGCCCCCGAAAAUAACGCUCGUGCGGUGGAGCAAAAAAAAAAACAAAAAAAAAAGAAGAGCCUCAACUGUAGGCAGAAACGGAUUUACCGAAUAGCACAAGUAACGAUACCAACAUACCACACAUUUUUAUUGUACGUUUUUUUUUGAAACACUGGGUAAUUUGGAUUCAAGGUAACGUCUUGGUUGUCCCUGCCGCUCCUUGUUUACGGGAGUUUGGGAUACGCCGGUUUCGAAUUGUCUGAACUGUCGUAACAUCAGACGCUUCUUAGCUAGCCAGUUUGUUGGCUAGUUUAGUUACGGGUAGCUUGCUAAAAAGUAACGUGAUCGAUUAGCUAUAACCGCUGUUACUUAUGCGUAUAAUACUAAAUCAGCCCUCGGGUAUUUAAUUAUAUGUUGUAGUUAGUUUCUUUAAUCGGAAGAAACCGGUUAGCUAAAGUUAACUGUUACAUUCACAAGUCCCACCCUCCAAAGUGUCAUUAAUUAUAUGCUAAAUUAGCUGGAUAGUUUGCUAGCUGGUGUAACAGUAGUAAGUAACUACGUCGUCCGUUCGCUAAUCAGUUAGCUAGUUUAACUCAGAUUGGAUAUAAUUGUUGUAUAAACUGUUGAUAUUGAUCAGUUAUACCACUAGCUGGAGGGUUUGAGUCGCUACCCUGGCAAGGAGACGGGCGAAAAAGAGGAGGCGAAAUAAAGAGAACAGGGAGGCCAGCGAGGGAACCAGCUAACGGUCGUUAUCAUUUGUGCUAACGUUUACGGGUCAGUUGUCAUAAAAGCAUCUAGCGAGCUAUCUAGCUAACGCUAACUUGCCCAACUUGACAGCUCAGUCAGAUAUCAUAAACUAACGCUAACGUCACUGGUCAUAUUUCAUUCUUUACACAAGACCGACCUCCCUUCGAUAAAGAAGUGUCACUAUUUGCUUGGACAUUGUGUUUGCUGGCUAAACUAAGCAACCUCUCCAGUGAACUGCUCAUCAAUGUCAGCAAGCUAACCCAGUUUCUCUGAAGCUAUUACCAGUGUCAGCUAUCUCACAGUAGCAGUAGCUAACUAGCGUGCUACACAUGGACUGAUAGAAUUCGUAGCUAGCUACAUUUAUAUUUUUGUAAGAAAACCACAGUAUACCUGAACGUAUUUGUAGUUAGGUAGCGCCAUCUAAACACAGCCAUGAGUAUCGAGAUACCGGUGGGAUUGACGGAAUUGCUGCAAGGCUACACGGUGGAGGUGCUUCGACAGAGGCCACCGGACCUGGUGGAAUUCGCCGUACAAUAUUUCACGCGCUUGCGGGACACCAGAAGCCAAGAUGGGGCGGGUGCUGGUGUCACGCUCGGGAAAGGAGUGAUGUUUGAUGGGGAGCCGAUGCAAACAGAGUCAAAUGGAGACGAAGACGGGUCAGACGAGUCUGAUUUCGAGCCCCCUCCCCCCAGCAGAUACAACCGCAGAGUGUCAGUGUGCGCGGAGGCCUUUAACCCAGAUGACGAUGACGAGGUGGAGGAGCCGAGGGUGGUGCAUCCCAAAACAGACGAGCAGCGCUGCCGGCUGCAGGACGCCUGCAAAGAUAUUCUACUGUUUAAGACCCUGGAACAGGAACAGUUCUCAGAAGUCCUGGAUGCCAUGUUUGAACUGCGCGUACAGCCCCAGGAGCAUGUCAUCGACCAGGGAGACGACGGAGACAACUUCUACGUUAUCGAGAGAGGAAUCUAUGACAUAGUGGUACUGAUUGAUGGCGUAGGGAAGUGUGUGGGGCAGUAUGACAACAAAGGCAGCUUCGGGGAGUUGGCACUGAUGUACAACACCCCCCGCGCUGCCACUAUCAUCGCCACCCAGGAGGGGGCGCUCUGGGGCCUGGACCGGGCCACGUUCCGUAGGCUCAUUGUGAAGAACAAUGCCAAGAAGAGGAGGCUGUACGAGCAAUUUGUGGAGUCUGUGCCUCUACUGAAGUCUCUGGAGUUAUCCGAGAGGAUGAAAAUUGUGGAUGUAUUAGGAAUGAAGACGUUUUCCGAUGGCGAACGCAUCAUCAUGCAGGGGGACAGUGCAGAUUGUUUCUACAUCGUGGAGACCGGAGAAGUGAAGAUUAUGAUGAAGAGCAAAGUAAGUCUACUUCCUCCUUUUCUCACCCUCUCGUUUCUGUCUGUGCCUCAUCACCAGAUAAUGUUUAAAAAAAAUUGCUUUGUUUUAUGUUCAAGUCGCCCUGUUAUUCUUUUCUCUCUCCUUUUUUCUCAUAUGUACUACAUAACAAACCUGCGCCCAAAGACAAAGAUGACAAAGGCGAACCAGGAGGAUAAUGUGGAGGUUGAGAUCACCCGCUGUAGCAGGGGUCAGUACUUCGGGGAGCUGGCCCUGGUCACCAACAAGCCCCGCGCUGCAUCAGUGUACGCUGUAGGAGAGGUCAAGUGCUUGGUAAUAGACAUCCAGGCGUUUGAGCGUCUGCUGGGUUCCUGUAAGGAGAUCAUGAAGAGGAACAUCACCCACUACGAGGAGCAGCUGGUAGCUCUGUUUGGCUCCAGCAUGGACCUGAGAGACUGACCACCCUCCUCUGUGCCUUACACAAGCAAAUUUACAUGAAUUAAAAGAUACACACCCACUUACAUAGUAUAAGUACACUCUGACACAAGAUUUUCUAGCUCAACACUCCUUUAUAAGCUCACUAAUAGGUGUACACACCCUUUCUACUCACCCCGAAAUAUCACACACCCUCUUACAGUUGCUUGAACCUCCUUCAGCCUCUUUGUUUGAAUUGAAAAAGCGGUGUCCCUGCUGAUACAACCCUGCCACCGCCACAGCAUAGCAAGGACAUACUACACGCACGCACUCAUGAAGGCUUGUCCUUUCUCUCUCACAGAUGCAUCACACACACACACACACACGCCAACAAACCUCCGCCAAGGACCCAUGCACUCCGAAAGGCACCACCCACACUUUAAAAUACAGACACCCGAUGAAAAAGAAAAUACAUUUAAAAAGAGAGCAAAAUAAAAAGUAAAAAAUGCACAAAAAAAAAUGUAAAGGUUUAAAGAGAAGUUUUAGAAUCAUUUUAUGAAGAUAAACCGAAGCUUUGAUAAAAUAUGAUUUAAAAAAAGUGUUUCUUUGGGGUUGAGUCCUUUCUGAAAGCUCUCCUACUGUUGUUGAUUGAUUCAGUUAGUGCCGGUGAUUACCACAGAGGACCCUACCUUUCAGGGCUAUUGUUGUCAUUAAUCCACACAUGUAUUGAUUAAUGUAUUAUUAUAUAUUCAUUAUUUUGUUUUACUUUGACCAAUUCAGAUAAAGCACCAUCUCUGACAAUGUCAAACAAAAAUAUAGUGCUUAUUUCUCCUUGAUCAUUCUGAAUGAGUUGUCUUGGAUAAGAAUAAAGCAAACAUUUUUAUUAUA